Messenger RNA from Neltuma alba, 2244 nucleotides. Its product is annotated as protein BASIC PENTACYSTEINE6-like. Bases 762 to 1775 code for a protein of 337 amino acids. Gene Ontology annotation, cellular component: nucleus. The record is from RefSeq and is a predicted model, not a curated record. The transcript has 4 exons. Lineage: Eukaryota; Viridiplantae; Streptophyta; Magnoliopsida; Fabales; Fabaceae. Gene Ontology annotation, biological process: response to ethylene. Gene Ontology annotation, molecular function: DNA-binding transcription factor activity; sequence-specific DNA binding.
UUUCUUGUCUUUCUGUAAUAGUUUGCUUUUUGUCUUUUGAUUUUCUCUUGCUGGUCUCGAUACCUGCUACACUCAAGCUCUGAAUCCAUAGUUUUUUGCGUGGACUCGCGUUCCUCUCUUACUUCUCGUCUCCAAACAACUUAAAACUAUAGAUAUGUUUGUUAUCUUAUAGUUUUUCCUUCUUUGGUUUCUUUGUUAUGUUAUAAACUUAUAAUUGUGUAAAUUAAAGCUUAUUUUGUGGAUUGUUUGCGAGAUUCGCUUCCGGUUUCCAAACUGCUAUCAUUCUACAUGAUUGACUUGUUCUUAACUCAUACCGUAGUUCUGAUGCGUCGGUUUCAAAUAAUUCAUAAUUUUUGUUGAUCGAAUUUGGAACUUCACGCAAUUGAUCGGUUCUCAACUUCAGAUUGUUCAGAUGCGACGUUUUGAGCAAUUUGAGUUUCAUGUUAAUCGAAUUUGGACCUUCCUUAGCUCUGGGACUAGAGGGAGGACCUGAUCCAAACUGGUUUUUGAUUAUUAUUAUCAAAUUGGGAAAAUAGAAAUGCAUUUGACUUCGAUAGGUUCACCGUUGACGUUCAGAGAAAGAGGGAAAUGGUUAAGAUUUAUGGGGAAAUUUUAAUCAGUUGUGCAUUCAUCUUUUUCUUUUAUUAUAUCUAUCUAUAAUCAUGGACUUGUAGCAUAUUAUUGCUGAAUAGACCACAUUCUAUGCUGGUUGAGAAGGCCUAGAAAAGUAUUUACCUUUUGUGUCCAUUUGUGGGUUUCUGAUGGAUGAUGCUGGGCAUCGUGAAAAUGGGAGGCACAAAGCUGAUCAAUAUAAAUCAGCUCAGGGACAGUGGUUGAUGCAACAUCAACCUUCGAUGAAGCAAAUUAUGGCAAUUAUGGCUGAAAGAGAUGCAGCCAUUCAAGAGAGAAAUCUAGCCCUUUCUGAAAAAAAGGCAGCCAUGGCAGAGCGUGAUAUGGCAUUCUUGCAACGAGAUACUGCCAUCGCAGAACGGAACAAUGCCAUUAUGGAACGAGAUAAUGCAAUUGCUACCCUUCAGUAUCGAGAGAACUCCAUAGCCAAUGGUAGCAUGUCUUCUUGUCCUCCAGGAUGCCAAAUUGCCCGAGGUGUCAAGCAUGUGCAUCAUCCUCAGCAACAAGUACACCAUUUACCUCAUAUGGGUGAUACUUCUUACAGCACACGGGAAAUACACACUGGUGAUGACCUUCCAACAGCGUCCAUGCCUAAUGAAACAGGGAAAUCACGGAGGGCCAAGCGACCAAAGGAUGGUAAGUCAGUUUCACCUAGUAAGAAGGCACCAAGAGCUGCAAAAAAGGUCAAGAGGGAGGGUGAAGACUUAAAUAAGAUGAUGUUUGGCAAGGGCCAUGAGUGGAAGAGUGGUCAGGACAUGGUUAAUGGAGGUGAUGAUCUUAACAAGCAGUUAGGGUCAUCGAAGGCAGAUUGGAAAGGUCAAGACUUGGGGUUGAACCAGGUAGUGUAUGACGAGUCAACAAUGCCAGCACCUGUAUGCUCUUGUACCGGUGUUCUGAGACAGUGCUACAAAUGGGGUAAUGGGGGCUGGCAGUCUGCUUGUUGCACAACAACUCUGUCAAUGUAUCCACUUCCAGCUGUACCCAACAAGAGGCAUGCUAGGGUUGGUGGGCGAAAGAUGAGUGGAGGCGCUUUCAAUAAGCUGCUUAGCCGGCUUGCAGCAGAGGGCCAUGAUCUGUCUAACCCAGUUGACCUGAAGGACCAUUGGGCCAAACAUGGCACAAACCGCUAUAUCACAAUCAAGUAGAUUGCUCUAAUCUUUUGAAUCGAGAGGAGCAAUAAAUAAAUAGGGAACAACCUCUAGUAAUCAACUGGAUUUCCGAGUCAUGCAAGGUGGGAAAUAAGAUCGUAAAAAGGUAAGCAGGGAAGUUAAUGAUUAAGGUACGGUUGUGCCCGAUAGAUAAUGUAUUUAGGGUAAAUAGUUCUGCAGAACAUCGGUCAUGUGGCGAUUGAAGAAAUGGCAUAUAAUCAUUGUGGUCACUUAUCAGCCAAGAUGAUGGUCUGCUCCGGUCAGUAGCAUGUAAAAAAGUUGUGUGGUUGUUGUUUAACUGUUAUAUAGUCCUGAUAUUUGAAUCCAGUAUGUUAGCCCAAAUAAGUGUAGAAAAGUAUUGUUCCCUUGGAACCCUAUGAACCAAAUUAGUAGUAGUAUGUGUAACAUGUAAACUUUAUUUUUGAAUGACAAUCGUCUCUCCUAAUGGAGCCGAAUUUUAGAGGCA